AUGGCGUUGUCCCCCAUUAUUACCGCCACGAUACAAUCCACAGUACUAGCUGCCAUCGCGAACUUCCUUGCCCAAUUCUUCAGAUCCUACCGGCUAGAUAUCCGCAUCUUCAUAGACUGGGUACCGGUGGUCCAGUUCAUGAUCCUCGCGCUCCUAACAACCCCACCAAAUUAUCUAUGGCAGGAGUUUCUGGAGUCUGCCUACCCAGCUCAUGAUCCGGCUCCCCCGUCCAAGCCAAAGGCCGAAAAGGAACGCCAACCCGCGCAAACUAAGGAUGCUACCCCCUAA
Messenger RNA from Parascedosporium putredinis, 288 nucleotides. The record is from the annotation of a GenBank genome assembly. NCBI's taxonomy places the organism in Eukaryota, Fungi, Ascomycota, Sordariomycetes, Microascales, Microascaceae.